Messenger RNA from Tetranychus urticae (two-spotted spider mite), 1434 nucleotides. Its product is annotated as innexin inx2. Gene Ontology annotation, cellular component: plasma membrane; gap junction. The record is from RefSeq and is a predicted model, not a curated record. Gene Ontology annotation, biological process: phototransduction. Lineage: Eukaryota; Metazoa; Arthropoda; Arachnida; Trombidiformes; Tetranychidae. Gene Ontology annotation, molecular function: gap junction channel activity.
AUGAAAGCAAAUUAUUCAGCAUCGGCUUCAAGAUCUUCGCUUUCGGCCAUGGAAUAUUUGAAACAAAUACGUGCCUUAACUGCCUUCUCAUCCUUAUUUGAUUUCAAAUCGGAUGCAGUCAAGGUUGACAACAUAAUUUUCAGACUUCACUCAAUGGUGACUGUUUAUAUACUUAUGGUGGGAACCAUGUUCGUUACAAUGAGACAAUAUUUUGGUGAUCCAAUUGAAUGUAUGGGUGGUAAAUCUGACAUUACACCAGCUCUAUUACAGCAUUAUUGUUGGCUUGAGUCAACUUUUUCAGUUCUAUCACCAACAUCAUCUACCACAGAUCAAGCUUACCCUGGAGUAAAGCCUUUAAUCCAAAGCCAAGGAGAUAGGAAAAAUUACCACAAAUACUAUCAAUGGGUUUAUUUUGUGCUAAUGUUACAGGCUAUAAUGUUCUACGUUCCCAAAUAUUUGUGGAAAGCUAAAGAAGCUAAGCGUCUUCGAGCUCUUAUAACUGAACUGCGUAUUCGCCAUAUUAAAGAAAUGUCAGAAUAUGAUCGUCUGCGUUUAGCUCAAGAUCUAGCUGACACUCUGCUCAUUAGUAAUGAGUAUUUCUACUUUUUCAUUUUCUGUGAAGUUAUCUAUUUUAUUCAUCUUAUUUGCCAAAUAUGGUUCACCAAUCUGUUCCUUGGUGGAUACUUCUUUUCAUUGGGCAUCGAGUGGAUGUCCUAUUCACAUAUGGAAGAGGAUAAUCGUCAUGAUCCUUUGAUCCGAACUUUUCCUCGUUUAACCAAAUGCUCAUUCCAUAAAUAUGGUUAUUCGGGUACAAUUGAGGCUCACGAUGUUCUCUGUUUUCUUCCUCUAAACAUUGUCAACGAAAAGAUCUAUGUCAUCCUUUGGUUCUGGUUUCUUUUCCUUCUCAUCGUAACUGGUAUCUACUUGGCUUACCGGUUACUUCUAAUAGUAUGCCCCAGACUUAGGUUAUGGCGGCUCCGUGCCAUUGCACCAUCAACAGAUACAAAGUUUCUGGAGAGACUAACAGCCCGAUGUGGUAACUGGUUUAUCCUAAAUUUUGUGGCCAAUAACAUGAAACCAUCUCAUUUCCGUGAUCUCAUUGAUGAAGUGAUGAAACAACAUUUUGACGCCAAUGGUAAACCCAUUUACAUCUCGGCCAUUUCUAAAAUGUACAAUGGAGUCCAAGCAGCUCAAAACGUUGCCCAAGCAAGCCAGCCAGCAGCUUCAAAGCACAGUAAACACAAAAACAGUCACAAAAAAGGAAUGGAAGUUGGCUUUGCAAAUCCACCUUUACCUGGAUUCACAGUUGGUACAACUAGAGAUCCACCUUAUGGUCAAUCUGUCGACUGGCCGUCAGCAUAUAACAACAUAAUGAAUGCUGGUAAUCAAAUGAACACCGGAAGCUCCGAGCCACUCCAUGAGAACUGGGAUUGA